Anisakis simplex (herring worm) is the source of this 282-nucleotide messenger RNA. Lineage: Eukaryota; Metazoa; Nematoda; Chromadorea; Rhabditida; Anisakidae. The record is from the annotation of a GenBank genome assembly.
AUGCGAAAAUUUUCAGGUGCGAGAAUACCACCUGGUGGUCAACUGUCUGAGGAGGACAACAAAGGAACCUGGCGAGAUGCACACGCUAUCGUCAGCAUCCCAGAAGGUGAGCAGACGCUCAAGAAAGAGGGUGAAGCAACGAAAUCCGAAGCCAAAGAGGCGGUGUUGGUAGCGCAAACAACCGGAGCGGCUGGACAACAGGCGGCCGCAGGAGAAGCUAAAGGUGAAGGUGAAGGUGAGGCAACGAAAUCCGAAACAAAACAGGAAGGGCUCGCAGAGCAG